GAGCGCGGGAAGUGAUAUUACCUCAGUUUCCACAACCCAAUUUGUCUUUGCAAAGCAAAACCAAGUAAAAAUUAAUUAAUUGUGUUCCAUUUGUGUUGCAAAUAAUUCGAACAGGCCAAAAAAAAACAAGAAGAUAAUAACAAACGAUACGAUUAGUUGCAAGGCGCAAGCCACGGGGUAGCAGUUUGUGUUUGUGCGUGUAUGUGUGGUACAGUUGGGUAGAAAAACAUUGCUGGCCUGGCAGCGCCGCACAAAUUGAUGAGUUCCACAGCAGAGGUAAAGGCAACGCAAGCGAACCAAAGAACCGAACAACUCUCAACAAAACAAGGUUGCAUUUUGUUAUUGCUGCUUACACUGCUUACGAGUACAACAGGCAUAAUAAUUAAAACAGCAAAUCAGUGCAAAAUUAAAUGAAUGGCGUUGCCAAUUUGCUGAUAUUAUUCGCAAACAGGGACGUAUCUUAAAACGCAAUCGAACCAAGUGCAGUGAAAGUGUGCAAAACAUAAUUCACAAAGAAGUUUAUAAAAAGCAAAAACCUGAAAAUGUAAAAUUGCACAUAUGAAAGAUGCCAGCUGGAAAAAAAGCGGAAGCUGUGGAAGGAAAGACUCGACCGUGCAUAGUAUACGUUAAAAAUUUAAAGGAAUCUGAGACCACCGAAAGAAUCAACACGGCAAAACACAUGAAAGCAGCGCGCAUCACUGCACCCAAAAUUGCGUCCACUAGGCGAACACAAAACGAUAAGGAACAUCAGCUGGAGCAGCAGCGGCUGGACCUCAAACUGAAGCUGGAACGUGAGACAACGCGAGCGACGACGCGUCUCACACGCCGAGCCACUACUAUUUCAGACGUCCAACGUUUGCCGCCGGCGCACAAUAAACAGCAGCAGCAGAACAAUAACAACAACAACAGCAGCAUCGUCGUCACUACUCCAAUUGCGACACGCACUCGCAACGCAAAAGGCGACAACAAUCCUCCCCCCUCCACAGUAUCAAAGUCAACACAGCAGCAGCAACAGGCCAAAAUUGUGGCGGAAACUCCUCCAUUGAAUAAGCGUCGCAAUACAGCGUUAAUCGUGCCAGAGACAAGGACGUGCAAUACAACGUUUAUCAAGCGGCGACAACAGGACAUCAACGUUACUGAACCGGCGACAAAGUCCAAAAUGUACAAACAGUUGAAAGCAGUGGCAACAACAACUCCUGCUGCUGCAACGCCGCCACCAACAAUUGCGGCAAGUCGAUCGCGUCGCUCGAUCAAACCGAAUCCGAAAUACGCCAGCGAUGAUAUGGUCACGCCCAAGUAUGUGGCCGCCUUGUCACAGGAGAGUUCCAACAAGCGGACAGUGAAACAUCUAUUCGCCGAUGAUGAUGAGGACGACGAUAAUGAUAAUGACGACGAUGAGGAUGAGGAUAUGCGUGACCUAAUCGAGGAGGAUAACGAUGAUGAGCUCAACGAUGUGGCAUUCAAUCCACAACUGCACAAGUCCGAAGACGAUGAUGACAUCAGCGAUAAUGAGUUUGAGCAGCAGCUAAUACGUGAAAAGGUGCCACCAAAACGUGGACGUGGUCGUCCACCAAAAUCGGCAAAUGCUGCACUCACCAGCGGUGCAUCUAACGCAUCCCAGGCGAGAAAUGCUCAAGCCACCGGACGUGGCGUCAAUCAAACGGGACGUGGUGGUGGUGCUGCUGGUGUUGGCAUUACACAUUUGCAACAGAUGCGUCGCAACAUGAACAUGGCAGGAGCAGCCGCUGGCAGUCCGGCACGCUCCUCCGCCGCCGCUCACAUUAAGGUAAUGCCAACUGUGGGCAGCAAGCGUAAGCUCGAUGAUGCCAACGAUGCGGUCAUUGCACGCAAACGCGUCGCCAGCAUUGCUGUUACUCGCUCCAUAGCGCCCAGCAUCAAUGGCCAAGGGGCCAAAACAACAACAACUGGUCUGACCAAACCGAAGAUGACGGUGGGCGGCAACAGCAAUAGCAGCACGGGUGGAUUGCGCAUACAGCAGACGACAGCAGGUGCUGGCAAGGAGCGUCAGACGUCGCAUUAUAAGCAACAGUAUACACAACUGAUUCGGCGUUCGCCGGACGCAGUGGGUCGAUCGUCGGGCUCCGCCGCCAAUGCCCUCAAAAUGCAAAAGGCAAAUGAGAGUGAUGAUGUGCCCACUUUCACAAUUGUCAAUAUUGAGGACAUUAUCAAUCAGGUCGAUGUGCAAAUUUCGCGAUCCUCCUCCGCAACCAACAACAAUACCAACAAGACGAAGAAAAUGGUGCAGUCAGCUGCACGCAACAACAACAACAACAGCAGCAGCAGCAGCUCACGCAAGAAUCAAUCCUCCCAGCAGCAAUCUACGCACACAACAGCAAUAGGUAGCCGGAAUAGCAAUACCAUGCAGAGUAAUAAUUUAACAACAAAUCGAAGAUCAACAAAAGCGGCAUCAACAGCAGCAAACGCAACAGCAGCAGCAGCAACAACAGCAACAUCAUCAUCAUUAUCAACAGGAGGAGGAGGUGGUGGGGCUACAAAGCAACAAUUGUUGGUUAAUCAUCAUCGCAGCAAGCAGACGCCACUGAUGGUUGCCGUGGGUCAAACAAAGCCACGCCCACGCAUCUUAAAUGCCGAAAUUGGCAAGAAAAUGCAACCGAUGACAAAGCCACUGAUGAGCAUGGGCAAGGAGUUGUGCCCGGCAACCGAUGGCAAUGAUAGCGACGACGACGACGACGAUGAUGAUGAUGCAGAUGAUGAUGAUGAUGAGCAGGAGGAUAUUAACAAUGAACUGGCCGAGGAUGACAUAACCAUAUCACCACCAAAACAAGCACCACAACAACAAUCAUCGAGCACAACUCAGACGCGGAUGGUGCGUCGUGUGCAGAAUACAAAAUUGUUGACCAAUCGCCGGAAUGUGUUGUCGGCUGCAACAACAAUGAAUGCCAGCAAUAAUCAAAGGCAACACCAACAGCAGGAGCAGCAACAUCACCAGCGACAGCAACAACAGCAACAUAAACAACAACAACAGCAAAAGGAGCUUAGUACGGAACGUAAACUGACCAAGCUGUUGGGCGAUAACAGCGAUGAUGAUGUCUUUAAGAAGCCGGCGAGUUUGUCCAGCUCAAUGUCGCAGCAGCAACAGCGUCGGUACAAGGAGAAUGCCGGCGAGGAUGCAGCAGCCGCAGCAGCAGCAGGAGCAACAUCGGCUGCAACAUCAUCGGCCGCUGAGCCCGUCACCGCCGCCGCCGCUGCUGUGUCGAAAAAUUCGAAAUAUUUUCCACCCGAGACAAUUACAUACUGUAAGGAGGAUGGACGCAUUGUGAAGAAGAUAACAUGCUAUGAGACCUGGCAUGUGAUUGGCACACCCAAAGAGUCAGCAAAUAAGUCACGCCAGCAAAGCACCUGCCUCGAUCUGCCGCUGGUUAGACUGGCCAAUUUUGCGCCACGCAUCAAGGUGCCAUCGACGAAAUGGACGAGUAAAGUGACACUAUAUAAGCUGCCACAAUCGCUGAUACAGCGCCAACCAACGAUGGCCACAUUCACCGGUGAUCUAAAGACCUUUAAUAUACCCGAAGAGGAGCGACACAAAUAUCAGCCCUCGUGUGUACUCUUCCGUCGAUCCGUGAUCGAUCGCACCAAAUGCCGUGUGCCCUUCGAUCGUGCCAUCAUAUUCAAGAACAAAUGCUUCUACACAAACAUUGAGGGCAAGCAUGUCAAUCUGUUGGGUGCACCCGAGGUGGUCAACACUGUCAAGGAUGUUGAGUUGCUCAUCGAUAUCGUUGAUUCCCUCUCGCUGGCCAGCGAUCUCGUUGAAGUCGUCCCCUCCAAUUAGGCCAACGGUUCACUUCUCCUCGAGGUUGGAUGUGUCGGCUUUUUUUUUCUUAUGGGGAGAUUGUGGUUGUGGAUGCAAUGUGUGACGAUUAUACAUAUAUAUUGAACACACACAUACAUGAGUGCAUGUUUGUCUGAACCGGGACACACAUACAUAUAAUACAUAAUUAAUACAA
This is a messenger RNA of Drosophila grimshawi, 3986 nucleotides long. Its product is annotated as AF4/FMR2 family member lilli. The transcript has 2 exons. The coding region runs from base 566 to 3811 and encodes 1081 amino acids. The record is from RefSeq and is a predicted model, not a curated record. Lineage: Eukaryota; Metazoa; Arthropoda; Insecta; Diptera; Drosophilidae.